Messenger RNA from Triplophysa rosa, 2009 nucleotides. RefSeq names its product interferon regulatory factor 2b (gene irf2b). Gene Ontology annotation, molecular function: DNA-binding transcription factor activity, RNA polymerase II-specific; RNA polymerase II cis-regulatory region sequence-specific DNA binding. Gene Ontology annotation, cellular component: nucleus. The record is from RefSeq and is a predicted model, not a curated record. The coding region runs from base 241 to 1266 and encodes 341 amino acids. NCBI's taxonomy places the organism in Eukaryota, Metazoa, Chordata, Actinopteri, Cypriniformes, Nemacheilidae. Gene Ontology annotation, biological process: regulation of transcription by RNA polymerase II; immune system process. The transcript has 10 exons.
ACACACGCGCGCGCGCACACACACACUGGGGAUUUCCACCCAAGCGCUUGUUUCCUUAACUUGUUUUGCUUUCGAUCUGAAGAGCGAAAUCAAAUCCAUCUGACUUUUCCUUUUGUUAUCAAAAACUACACAUUUCCAGGAGAUUUCAGAGACUCUUCGCGUUUAUUCCCGCAGUGAUCGGCAGGGAGUCUGGACUCGUCUGGUUUAUUUUGCUGUAAUGAUCGGGACCCUCGCAUCACAAUGCAAAAUACACACGAGGCUACAAUGCCAGUGGAGAGAAUGCGGAUGAGACCGUGGUUGGAAGAGCAGAUAAACUCUAGUAAAAUACCGGGACUAAAAUGGGUAAACAAGGAGAAGAGAAUAUUCCAGAUCCCCUGGAUGCAUGCGGCGCGUCACGGCUGGGAUGUGGAGAAAGAUGCUCCUCUCUUCCGAAACUGGGCCAUACAUACAGGGAAAUAUCAACCGGGUGACAAGCCGGAUCCCAAAACGUGGAAGGCGAACUUCCGGUGUGCCAUGAACUCUCUGCCGGACAUUGAAGAGGUGAAAGACAAAAGCAUUAAAAAGGGAACAAACGCCUUCAGAGUGUACAAGAUGCUCUCUGCUUCUGAGAGACAUUCUAAAAGAGGUAAAAAGAGGGCGGCCGAGAAAGAUGAAAAGUUUAAGGCAGUGCAAGCGUGCCCUGUGCCGUCGGUUUGGGAAAACACUUCAGCCUGUAAGCUCCCGGUGUCAGUCAAGCAGGAGGCGGAUCACUUUGAGACAGAGGUGGGUGGGCAGAGUCCAGCGGACGACCACCUGAUCAUUAACGACCUGCCUGAUGUGUGUCAGACCAUUGAGGUGGUGACAGAAAAUGAGGAGCAGACUGUGACCUCUAGUGACCUUUACCCCUUACAGAUCUCUCCUGUAUCCUCGUAUGGAGCAGAGAGCGAUACAGACAGCGUUCACAGCGAGGAAGACUCCAAAGAGCAUGUUCACGCGUUCCUGUUCGGCCAGGAAGACGAGAAACCUCUGUUGCCUCUGCCCGGCAUGUCCUCCUUCAUCUCCUCUGACAAACCCAACUUCAAGAUCACCACUGUCCGAGAGCCGGCACCUUCCUCCGCACACGCCCCCUUCACCAGCGCAUCUCGCUGGGCCCUCUUAAACUCCCCCUUCUCCUCCGUCCACACGCCCGACCCCGAACCCUCCGGCCAACCGCCCGUCCACGAGAAUCGUGCCAGCGUGAUCAUGAAAACCCCAGACGUCUCCAAAUCCUCGGUCAAGAGCUGCUGAUGUCUGCGUGGUCACGCGGUGUCCGGCCGCAGAUAUAGGACCUAAAAGAGCUCAGGAGACGUUCUCUGGAUGAGCGGAGCCAAAAGUGAUGCGUGAGCUUGAAUUCGGGGAGCGCAGGAAGUUGCUGUAGUGGUGGAUGUUUAGAUGUCAAGCCAUUGUGAAGGUGUGUGUGUGUAUAUAGAGGGCUCAGUAGCCGCCCGAGCACCUUAUGAAUGUGAUCAUCGCUGACUUGUUUAGUUUGUGAUCGAGGGGAAAUAGUUUUAGGAGCUUUUACCAGCUCCGGCAAAUCCGUAAUGCACAUAAAUGGCACUUAAUGGCAUACUUAGCCUCAAGCCUUCAUCACGAGCCAAUAUAUAUAUAUAUAUAUAUAUUUUUUAUACUUUAGGGAUCUUUAUACGAUGGAUAAUAUAUGAUAUAACUGGCACUGUACAUGCUUGGCCUUAUGAUGCAAGACAUCCUGUGUGGAAUUGUGUUCGUGUGUGGUUUUUAUGACAAAAAGCACUUCUUUUUAUGGUUUUUAAAAAAAGGAAAAGAAAAGUAGGUUAGAUGAUGGAGCGUGAUGUAUGUAUAUAUAUGUGUCGAGGCUGAUGUGUGUUUGUAGAUCUGUAUAGACAUCAUACAAGGGCUUCUUUUAAUUCACAGAAGAAUCUCAUGAGAGGUUUCCUCGAGAUUGUGGUGUAUGAAAAUCAUGAUAUCAUAAGAAUAAAUGAGAAACUGCUGACGAUACUGUGUUGACACCUGAA